Molecule: messenger RNA, 507 nt
Organism: Knipowitschia caucasica
Lineage: Eukaryota; Metazoa; Chordata; Actinopteri; Gobiiformes; Gobiidae
Source: the annotation of a GenBank genome assembly
AUGGUGUGGGUGCUCAGGGGACGGGCCUGCUGCUGGGCGGCCGGAGAAGGGCCUGUGGUUCGUUCCGGGUGGGCAGUGGUGGGGGCAGUCCUGACCGCUGAGACAGGAGAGCCCGGCUCCUCAGAUCUCAAACUGCCCUCUGGAGAGAUCACCCGCGGUAAUGACACUCACCGCUCUCGAGCAUCCUCCCUCUGUAUGACACCCUCUGUCUAUGACUACUCCGCCUUUGCAGGACUCUCCCGCGUGGAUGACACCCGCGACAAGGACGUCCCUCUGUAUGCGCUCCUCAGGAAGUGUCGCUCGCGCGGAUUACCCGCUGCCAUGACGUGCCCGCGCUGCAGUGACGACCCUGCUGCAAUGACGCCCGCGGAAGGACGCCCGCGUACGCCCGCGGACCGCCCGUGGAAUGACUACCCCCGCGACCGGAUCAGCCCUCAGGCAUGUCUCCCUCGUGAGAUGACAACGCCGCUGCCUAACCCUAUCCCUAACGGCGUGGUGUUCAUGUGA